AUGGCAAAAGAUUUUGGGACGGAUACUAAUAAUAAUGAGGAAGGUGUGGGUCUUUGUAAGGUUCGUAGCUAUAGAUAUGACAACACCAAUACCAAUUUCGUGGGGAACAAGAAACGAAUAUCUCUUUCGAGAAGUUGUAGCCACAACACGGCCACGGACACCUCAACCAACUCGACAUUGCGGAGUUUCUCGUAUGUAGGGAGGAGCAACAGGAUGACGGAUUCCGGUGGAUUUAUGCCGACACUUAAGAGAUCUACAACCACGGUUCCAAGGAGCUUUGCCAACCCGAUUUUGUAUUCGAGCUCCUCGGCCAAAGUGGCCAAACCUUCUCCAACAGAGAAGAAGCUAAGAUGCACGCUUGAGGAGCUAUGCAACGGAUGUACCAAGAAGAUCAAGAUCAAGAGAGAUGUUAUUACCAGCUCAGGGCAAAUGAGUGAGGAGGAAGAGAUGGUGGAAAUAAAAGUGAAACCAGGAUGGAAAGGAGGAACAAAAGUAACAUUCGAAGGCAAAGGAAACGAAGCAAUGGGGAGUACCNAAACCUAA
This is a messenger RNA of Camelina sativa (false flax), 543 nucleotides long. Lineage: Eukaryota; Viridiplantae; Streptophyta; Magnoliopsida; Brassicales; Brassicaceae. The record is from RefSeq and is a predicted model, not a curated record.